AUGUGGUUUCACAGGACAGACAAGGAGGGUCGGCCGGUGAGCAUCCAGCAGUACGGCGGGGUGAACAUCCCGGAGCUCUACAAGCACAUCACGCCGGAGCGGUUCUGGUGGUACAUCAUCACGAUGUCGGAGAGCAUACCGCGCGAGAUCAUACCCACUGCGUCGCGGGCGGUGGGUCACCAGGUCGACGGGACGUUCCUCAUCGUGGACUUGAAGGGAUAUUCGUUGGGUCAGUUCUGGCAGAUGAAGGACCUCGUACGCGCUUCGUUUCAAGUCAUGCAAGACCACUAUCCCGAGAUGUCCGCGAAGUUCUACAUCAUCAACGCGCCGUGGUCUUUCACCACGAUCUGGUCGCUCCUCAAGCUCUGGCUCGCCCCGCGGAUGAUCGAGAAGAUGGACAUCCUCGGCGCGGAUUACCAGGCGGUGCUCCUGAAGUAUAUCGACGCGGAGAGCUUGCCGACGUUCUACGGGGGACGAUGCGAGUGCAGCGAGGUCGGCGGGUGCAAGUGGAGCAAGCCGAUGCGAGAUGGGAGGUAG
Fomitopsis serialis is the source of this 537-nucleotide messenger RNA. RefSeq names its product CRAL-TRIO domain-containing protein. The transcript has 3 exons. The record is from RefSeq and is a predicted model, not a curated record. Bases 1 to 537 code for a protein of 178 amino acids. Lineage: Eukaryota; Fungi; Basidiomycota; Agaricomycetes; Polyporales; Fomitopsidaceae.